This is a messenger RNA of Drosophila yakuba, 1374 nucleotides long. RefSeq lists its product as uncharacterized. The record is from RefSeq and is a predicted model, not a curated record. The coding region runs from base 98 to 1183 and encodes 361 amino acids. The transcript has 4 exons. Lineage: Eukaryota; Metazoa; Arthropoda; Insecta; Diptera; Drosophilidae.
ACACCACUCACAACAUGACAGAACUCCAAAAUUUCGGGAUAGCCAAAUUACCAGUUUUGCCCUGAUUUCCGGGUCAAUAAAGCCAAUGUGACCGCUAAUGGGGAACAGUCCGAGCGCCGGUCAAGUGGGUCGAAGGCCAUCGCAACCCUGCUGCGAGGAGGGCAUUUUCCACGGAAGCCAUCGGAAUGCGGAGCGGAAUCGCAGUCGCCACUGCUUCGUGAUUCGCUCACAAAGGCCUCCUAAGAACGUGGCUAUCCUUGGUGCAGAAACUCGGUGCUGCUGUUCUCCACCAACGACGAUAUGCCCAUGCUCAUCUGCGCCUGCUAAGCCCCGCCAGCGAUGCUGCUGUUCCUCAGCUACGGAGCCUGGAAGGCAACGCGUUUGCUGCUCCUCCGGGAACAAGCCGCAGAGAUGCAUUAGCAACUGCCCUGGCAACGGACAUGGCGGACCAGCGGCGCGGAGGAUACAGAUGUGCCAUCCGGAUGCAUACCCCGUGCCUGAGCCUCUGAAGACGAAGCCGAUGUGCUUUCAUCCCAUUGGUGCUAGAUGCAAUGGUGAGAAUCAGAAAGCGGAGCAGCCCAGGCCGGCAGUGGCUUCGGAGGAGCUAAUUCUCCUACAGCCAGACCCACAGUCUGAGAUUCCAAACAGCGACUCCAUACGAUCCUUUCAGCCCGCUGUUCACGCGAUAAAUGAAAACUGCCAGGAUCCCCAUGAUCCCUACUAUCCAUAUCCCCCUAGAAGCAGGCGUCUGCAGGAAGUGGAUCCUCUAGUCAACUUUGAUCUGAAUCGCUUCGAUAGGGAUGCUACCCGUCGAGGUCCCGCAGGCAGGAGAAGAAACGUCUCCAUACGCACCUGCGUAGACUACGAUUACGAACCGGGAUAUCCAGCUCGAGAGAACAUAUAUUUAGUUCCAAAUAGUCCACCCGGAAAUCGUCAUCCACAAACUUAUUCCGGUCAUGCUCGUCCUCAGGCUCCCUCCAAAUAUUCACCAUUAAGAUCACGACCCCCUCCGGCAUACCAACCUUUAUAUGAAUCGAACCCCCCUAGUUGUUCAUCCCCUCCCGCUGCAUGUCCACCCAGAACCCGACCACCCGCAAAAAUGCAGCGUCAAUAUCAUCCCAGAACUCUACCGGGAUCAUAUGAAAAUUCUGGGAUCGACUACGUUAAGUGUCCGUAUAGAUGACAGGCCAAAAUAGGACAAACUAAUAACCCUGAAAGUUUGAGAAGUACUGGUAGGGCUGCGCACUGUGCUUAGUGUUGGAAACCGCAAGUCACAGUGCGGAAGAAGAAGACCUCGCGUGCAAAACACGCCGCAAUAUAUUAUUUUAUUUCAAUUAUAAUAAAAUAAAGCCAGUCAUGGAUGAUGCAGACUAC